CCGCCCACCCCUAGGCGCGGGCAGGGGACCAGCAGCAGCCUGAGGAGAGCCUGUGCCUCCAGAAGCAGGAUGAGAAGAUGGCAAACUUCCUGUUACCUCGGGGCACCAGCAGCUUCCGUAGGUUCACCCGGGAGUCACUGGCGGCCAUCGAGAAGCGCAUGGCUGAAAAACAAGCCCGUGGUUCGGCCACCUCACAGGAGAGCCGCGAGGGCCUGCCAGAGGAGGAGGCUCCCCGGCCCCAGCUGGACCUACAGGCCUCCAAAAAGCUGCCAGAUCUCUAUGGCAACCCACCCCGAGAGCUCAUCGGGGAGCCCCUGGAAGACCUGGACCCUUUCUAUAGUACCCAGAAGACCUUCAUCGUGCUGAAUAAGGGUAAAACCAUCUUCCGGUUCAGCGCCACCAAUGCCUUGUACGUCCUCAGCCCCUUCCACCCGGUGCGCAGAGCAGCUGUGAAGAUCCUGGUACACUCGCUCUUCAGCAUGCUCAUCAUGUGCACCAUCCUGACCAACUGUGUGUUCAUGGCCCAGCAUGACCCUCCGCCUUGGACCAAAUAUGUUGAGUACACCUUCACUGCCAUCUACACCUUUGAGUCUCUGGUCAAGAUCCUCGCUCGGGGCUUCUGCCUGCAUGCAUUCACCUUCCUUCGGGACCCGUGGAACUGGCUGGACUUCAGUGUGAUCGUCAUGGCGUACACAACUGAAUUUGUGGACCUGGGCAAUGUCUCAGCCUUACGCACCUUCCGAGUCCUCCGCGCCCUGAAAACUAUAUCGGUCAUUUCAGGCCUGAAGACAAUCGUGGGAGCGCUGAUCCAGUCUGUGAAAAAGCUGGCUGAUGUCAUGGUCCUUACCGUCUUCUGCCUCAGUGUCUUUGCCCUCAUUGGCCUGCAGCUCUUCAUGGGCAACCUGAGGCACAAGUGUGUGCGUAACUUUACUGAGCUCAACGGUACCAACGGUUCUGUGGAGGCUGACGGCCUUGUCUGGAACUCUCUGGAUGACUACCUCAACGACCCAGCCAAUUACCUGCUCAAGAAUGGCACCACGGACGUGUUGCUGUGUGGGAACAGCUCUGACGCCGGGACAUGUCCUGAGGGCUACCGGUGCCUGAAGGCAGGUGAGAACCCAGACCAUGGUUACACCAGCUUCGACUCCUUCGCCUGGGCCUUCCUUGCGCUCUUCCGCCUGAUGACACAGGACUGUUGGGAACGCCUAUACCAGCAGACCCUGAGGUCUGCGGGAAAGAUCUACAUGAUCUUCUUCAUGCUCGUCAUCUUCCUGGGCUCCUUCUACCUGGUAAACUUGAUCCUGGCUGUGGUGGCCAUGGCCUACGAGGAGCAAAACCAAGCCACCAUCGCUGAGACGGAAGAGAAGGAGAAGCGUUUCCAGGAGGCCAUGGAGAUGCUCAAGAAAGAACAUGAGGCUCUCACCAUCAGGGGCGUGGAUACCGCGUCCCGUAGCUCUUUGGAGAUGUCUCCUUUGGCCCCAGUAACCAACCAUGAGAGAAGGAGCAAGAGGAGGAAACGACUGUCUUCGGGGACGGGGACGGAGGACGGCGGGGAUGACAGGCUCCCCAAGUCGGACUCAGAAGAUGGCCCCAGAGCACUGAAUCAGCUCAGCCUUACCCACGGGCUUAGCCGGACAUCCAUGAGGCCCCGCUCCAGCCGAGGGAGCAUUUUCACGUUCCGAAGACGGGAUCAAGGCUCCGAGGCAGACUUUGCUGAUGAUGAGAACAGUACGGCGGGGGAGAGCGAGAGCCACGGCACGUCGCUGCUGGUGCCCUGGCCCCUGCGCCGGGCCAGCGCCCAAGGACAGCCCGGCCUUGGAACCUCAGCUCCUGCUCAUGUCCUCAAUGGCAAAAGAAACAGCGCUGUGGACUGCAAUGGGGUGGUUUCCUUGCUGGGGACAGGUGACGCAGAGGCCACCUCUCCAGGGAGUCACCUUCUCCGCCCUAUGGUGCUGGACAGACCCCCAGACACGACCACGCCGUCAGAGGAGCCAGGUGGGCCCCAGAUGCUGACGCCGCAGGCUCCAUGUGCAGAUGGUUUUGAGGAGCCCGGAGCACGGCAACGGGCACUCAGCGCCGUCAGUGUACUCACCAGCGCCCUGGAAGAGUUGGAGGAGUCCCACCGGAAGUGCCCCCCAUGCUGGAACCGCUUUGCCCAGCAUUACCUCAUCUGGGAAUGCUGCCCACUCUGGAUGUCCAUCAAACAGAAGGUGAAGUUCGUGGUCAUGGACCCAUUUGCUGACCUCACAAUCACCAUGUGCAUCGUGCUCAACACGCUCUUCAUGGCUCUGGAGCAUUAUAACAUGACAGAAGAGUUUGAGGAGAUGCUGCAAGUCGGAAACCUGGUCUUCACGGGAAUCUUCACAGCGGAGAUGACCUUCAAGAUCAUCGCCCUUGACCCCUACUACUACUUCCAGCAGGGCUGGAAUAUCUUCGACAGCAUCAUCGUCAUUCUCAGUCUCAUGGAGCUGGGCCUGUCCCGCAUGGGCAACCUGUCUGUGCUCCGCUCCUUCCGUCUGCUGCGGGUCUUCAAGCUGGCCAAAUCAUGGCCCACCCUGAACACGCUCAUCAAGAUCAUCGGGAACUCUGUUGGCGCCCUGGGGAACCUUACCCUAGUGCUGGCCAUCAUCGUCUUCAUCUUUGCUGUGGUGGGCAUGCAGCUCUUCGGGAAGAACUACUCGGAGCUGAGGCACCGCAUCAGUGACUCUGGCCUGCUCCCCCGCUGGCACAUGAUGGAUUUCUUCCACGCCUUCCUCAUCAUCUUCCGCAUCCUCUGCGGGGAGUGGAUUGAGACCAUGUGGGACUGCAUGGAGGUGUCUGGGCAGUCGCUGUGCUUGCUGGUCUUCCUGCUUGUCAUGGUCAUUGGCAACCUUGUGGUCCUGAAUCUCUUCUUGGCCUUGCUGCUCAGCUCCUUCAGCGCAGACAACCUCACAGCCCCCGACGAGGAUGGGGAGAUGAACAACCUCCAGCUGGCCCUGGCUCGCAUCCAAAGGGGCCUGCGCUUUGUCAAGCGGACCACCUGGGACUUCUGCUGCGGGCUCCUGCGGCGGCGACCUAAGAAGCCCGCGGCUCUUGCCACCCACAGCCAGCUGCCCAGCUGUAUUACCGCCCCCAGGUCCCCACCACCCCCAGAGGUGGAAAAGGCGCCCCCAGCCCGCAAGGAAACACGGUUCGAGGAAGACAAGCGGCCGGGCCAGGGCGCCCCUGGGGACACGGAGCCUGUGUGUGUUCCCAUCGCGGUGGCUGAGUCAGACACUGACGACCAGGAAGAAGAGGGUGAAGAAGACAGCCUUGGUACAGAAGAAGAGUCCAGCAAACAGCAGGAAUCCCAUGUUGUGUCUGAUGGCCACGAGCCACCCCAGGAGCCCAGGGUCUGGAGCCAGGGGUCAGAGAGCACGUCCUCUGAAGCUGAGGCCAGUACAUCUCAGGCAGACUGGCAGCAAGAGCGGAAAGCGGAGCCCCGGGCCCCGGGGUGUGGUGAGACCCCCGAGGACAGCUACUCGGAGGGUAGCACCGCUGACAUGACCAAUACCGCUGACCUCCUGGAGCAAAUCCCAGACCUCGGUGAGGACGUCAAGGACCCAGAGGACUGCUUUACUGAAGGCUGCGUCCGACGCUGUCCUUGCUGCAUGGUAGACACGACGCAGGCCCCAGGGAAGGUCUGGUGGAGACUGCGAAAGACCUGCUACCGCAUUGUGGAGCACAGCUGGUUCGAGACCUUCAUCAUCUUCAUGAUCCUGCUCAGCAGUGGAGCGCUGGCCUUCGAGGACAUCUACCUGGAGGAGCGGAAGACCAUCAAGGUUCUGCUGGAGUACGCCGACAAGAUGUUCACCUAUGUCUUUGUGUUGGAGAUGUUGCUCAAGUGGGUGGCCUACGGCUUCAAGAAGUACUUCACUAAUGCCUGGUGCUGGCUCGACUUCCUGAUUGUGGAUGUCUCGCUGGUCAGCCUCGUGGCCAACACCUUAGGCUUUGCGGAGAUGGGUCCCAUCAAGUCCCUGAGGACACUGCGUGCGCUUCGACCCCUGAGGGCCUUGUCAAGAUUCGAGGGCAUGAGGGUGGUGGUCAACGCGCUGGUUGGCGCCAUCCCCUCCAUCAUGAACGUCCUCCUCGUCUGCCUCAUCUUCUGGCUCAUCUUCAGCAUCAUGGGUGUGAACCUCUUCGCUGGGAAGUUUGGUAGGUGCAUCAACCAGACCGAAGGGGACCUGCCUCUGAACUACACCAUCGUGAACAACAAGAGCGAGUGUGAGUCCUUCAACGUGACCGGAGAGUUGUACUGGACCAAGGUGAAAGUCAACUUUGACAACGUAGGGGCUGGGUACCUGGCCCUGCUGCAGGUGGCGACAUUUAAAGGCUGGAUGGACAUCAUGUAUGCGGCUGUGGACUCCAGAGGGUAUGAGGAGCAGCCGCAGUGGGAGGACAACCUCUACAUGUACAUCUACUUCGUCGUCUUCAUCAUCUUUGGCUCCUUCUUCACCCUCAACCUGUUUAUUGGCGUCAUCAUUGAUAACUUCAACCAGCAGAAGAAAAAGUUAGGGGGCCAGGACAUCUUCAUGACGGAGGAGCAGAAGAAAUACUACAAUGCCAUGAAGAAGCUGGGCUCUAAGAAACCCCAGAAGCCCAUUCCACGGCCCCUGAACAAGUACCAGGGUUUCAUAUUCGACAUUGUGACCAAGCAGGCCUUCGAUGUCACGAUCAUGUUCCUCAUCUGUUUAAACAUGGUGACCAUGAUGGUGGAGACGGAUGACCAGAGCCCUGAGAAGGUCAACAUCUUGGCCAAGAUCAACCUGCUCUUCGUGGCCAUCUUCACAGGCGAGUGUAUUGUCAAGAUGGCUGCCCUGCGCCACUAUUACUUCACCAACAGCUGGAACAUCUUCGACUUCGUGGUGGUCAUCCUCUCCAUCGUUGGCACCGUCCUCUCCGACAUCAUCCAGAAGUACUUCUUCUCCCCGACACUCUUCCGCGUCAUCCGUCUGGCCAGGAUCGGCCGCAUCCUCAGGCUGAUCCGCGGAGCCAAGGGGAUUCGCACGCUGCUCUUCGCCCUCAUGAUGUCCCUGCCCGCUCUCUUCAACAUCGGCCUCCUCCUCUUCCUCGUCAUGUUCAUCUACUCCAUCUUCGGCAUGGCCAACUUUGCCUAUGUCAAGUGGGAGGCUGGCAUUGACGACAUGUUCAACUUCCAGACCUUUGCCAACAGCAUGCUGUGCCUGUUCCAGAUCACCACGUCGGCUGGCUGGGACGGCCUCCUCAGCCCCAUCCUCAACACAGGACCCCCCUACUGCGACCCCAACCUGCCCAACAGCAAUGGCUCCCGGGGGAACUGUGGGAGCCCAGCGGUGGGCAUCCUCUUCUUCACCACCUACAUCAUCAUCUCCUUCCUCAUCGUGGUGAAUAUGUACAUCGCCAUCAUCCUGGAGAACUUCAGCGUGGCCACAGAAGAGAGCACAGAGCCUCUGAGUGAGGACGACUUCGACAUGUUCUAUGAGAUCUGGGAGAAGUUCGACCCCGAGGCCACCCAGUUCAUCGAGUAUUUGGCCCUGUCUGACUUUGCCGAUGCCCUGUCUGAGCCGCUCCGCAUCGCCAAGCCCAACCAGAUAAGCCUCAUCAACAUGGACCUGCCUAUGGUGAGCGGGGACCGAAUCCACUGUAUGGAUAUCCUGUUUGCCUUCACCAAGAGGGUGCUUGGAGAGUCUGGGGAGAUGGACGCCCUGAAGAUCCAGAUGGAGGAGAAGUUCAUGGCGGCCAAUCCUUCCAAGAUCUCCUAUGAGCCCAUCACCACCACCCUGCGGAGAAAACACGAGGAGGUGUCGGCCACGGUCAUCCAGCGGGCCUUCCGGAGGCACCUGCUGCAGCGCUCGGUGAAGCAUGCCUCCUUCCUCUUCCGCCAGCAAGCGGGCAGCAGUGGCCUCUCUGAUGAGGAUGCCCCCGAGCGAGAGGGCCUCAUUGCCUACAUGAUGAAUGAGAACUUCUCCCGGCGCAGUGCUCCACUCUCCAGCUCCUCCAUCUCCUCCACGUCCUUCCCCCCAUCCUAUGACAGUGUCACGAGGGCCACCAGUGAUAACCUCCCCGUGCGUGCAUCAGACUAUAGCCGCAGCGAAGAUCUUGCAGACUUCCCACCAUCUCCAGAUAGGGACCGAGAGUCUAUAGUGUGAACCUGGCCACCUGCUGGCCAGGACGUACCCUGUUGUAUCCUGACAUUAUUAUUAUGCAGUUGAAACUAGUGUCAGCUGAGGCCUUCCUAGCUCUGGAGGUGAUGGGGAGCCUGCAGGUGGAGCAACCACGAGAGCAGAGUUCUGUCUCUGUGUUGAAGCUAGAGGCAGCUGGAGGAACCCCGGCUGGUAGAGGCCUGACACACUCUGGUAGCCGGGUCUGCCAGGCAGCACCGCAUGGCUCUGAACAGCAUCUCUGUCCCAGCCUCUGAGGUGGACUGGGAAAUACACUGUAUACAUGUUGUGAACAAGCUUUCAUAGAUUUAUUAUAUUUGAUAUUUU
This is a messenger RNA of Mastomys coucha (southern multimammate mouse), 6485 nucleotides long. It is a transcript of the gene Scn5a, whose product is annotated as sodium voltage-gated channel alpha subunit 5. The transcript has 28 exons. NCBI's taxonomy places the organism in Eukaryota, Metazoa, Chordata, Mammalia, Rodentia, Muridae. The record is from RefSeq and is a predicted model, not a curated record. The coding region runs from base 78 to 6146 and encodes 2022 amino acids. Gene Ontology annotation, biological process: neuronal action potential; regulation of atrial cardiac muscle cell membrane depolarization; AV node cell action potential. Gene Ontology annotation, cellular component: voltage-gated sodium channel complex; plasma membrane; axon. Gene Ontology annotation, molecular function: voltage-gated sodium channel activity involved in cardiac muscle cell action potential.